This is a messenger RNA of Linum tenue, 2352 nucleotides long. NCBI's taxonomy places the organism in Eukaryota, Viridiplantae, Streptophyta, Magnoliopsida, Malpighiales, Linaceae. The record is from the annotation of a GenBank genome assembly.
UCCUGUCCAAAUGCAGAAACAAUUUAUAAUGAAGAAAAGAAUUGAAAAGUAGGACUAACAGGGCUGCCCAUUUAGUGGCAAAAACGGCCCUUGCAUCGGUAGCUCGACAAUCGGUCGACUACCGCUAUUUACUUUUUCAUCAAUUGUAAUCAACUGUCUAUCUACGAUCUAUCUAUGGCAAAAAAAAAAAAAGAAAAGAAUUGAAAAGCAUAGCGACGGUUUCAGGCGUCUGGUUUCGUAAAUCCGCGAGUCUCCUCUCCAUUUUACUACAUUAUCCCAUCUCCAUUCCGCCAUGGCCAUUGCCCAACUGCCUCCUUUCCCCCCCUUCCCUUUUUCUUCCUCCUCCUCUGCUUCUUAUAAAAGAAAAGCUCUGUUUCAAACCCAGCUCUCACAUCUUCCUUCUCUAGACCGAACUGGGUUCAGGGAAAAGGAACCAUCUAGCCUGCUCAGCUAGCCGUCCCUCCAAUCUCCCCUUACCAUCUGGGCAAUCAGAUAAGUUAGUUGAAGAAGAGGUCGAAAUUUGGUUGUGGUAGCUAGCUAGGUAGAACUAGGUUCAGUAGAAAAAAAAGUAACAAUGGGACAGAUAGCUACCAAAGGUGGGUAUUUUCUUCUUCUUCUUCUUCUUCUUCUUCUUCUUUAUUUCAUGAGGCUCACAUGAAUUGCCACUGAUUCAGGCAAACCCCUCUCUGUAACUUCACCUUCCUUCUCCUUCUGGCCAUUUCUAUUUCUUUUAUUACGUCGGUUGGACGCUUCUUCAACCCGUUUCCUUUUCCCCUUUUUUUUCCCCACUCCCCAUUGCUUUCAUCACUUCCUUGAACCUGUAGCAUUUAUCCACUAAGAAGUUCCAAAAGUUAGUUCACAGAGUGGGGAGAGGUGGAGAAGGAGGUUUCUGUGGUUCUCUGUUUCUGGUCCUUUGCCACAAGGUUGAGAAACCUCCAGCUCCCCCAAACUGCUCACGUUUAUAAACUAACCAGACCCUUCUGUUUUCUCCAUCUAUUUCCACCCCCCUUCUGUUUCCCUGCCCAUUUUCUCUGCGAACCCAGUUCGCUUUACUAAGAAUGAAGACUACAGGGGAGAUGUCCCCUGCAGCAGCCGGGGUUCCAUUCAGCAUAGCCAGCCUGCUCUGCAAUCCUACCUUUAAACGUGCAGCAGAGAGAUCAAACGUGUUCCCGAUCCCUCCUCCUAGCAGCCAUAAUCUCUCCAGUUCAUAUCACUCCACUCCUCUGCCGCAAAGCAAUCAAUCCUGCAGUGGUAGUAAUAGCAGCAGUGACGCUGGCUCACAUUGCGGUUCAAUGGAAGCGGAAGGGAUUAAGGGAGGUGUUCGUCGUGGCGGCGGGGUGUUUGAGUCGGACAGCUUAAUGCUAUGGGGGAUGACAUCUAUCUGCGGGAGAAGGCCUGAGAUGGAAGAUGCAGCGGCUGUUGUUCCAAAGUUCAUGACCAUCCCGGCUCAGAUGCUGGGGAGCCGGGUCGACUUGACUGCGCAUUUCUUUGGUGUGUAUGAUGGACAUGGUGGCUCUCAGGUUGCUGACUACUGCAGGAAGCGAGUACACGAGGCGCUAUCGGAGGAGAUCAAGGAGCUUGGAGAAGCAGAGGAUGGAGAGGAUGCGUUGAAGAGAGCCUUCUCCAAUUGCUUCCUUAGAGUUGACGCCGAGAUCAGUGGUGGUGGUGGUGGUGGUGGUGAAGAUGCUGCUGCUGUUGAGGUAGCCCCUGAGACAGUCGGCUCGACAGCCGUAGUAGCCGUGGUUUGCAGAACGCACAUCAUUGUUGCGAACUGUGGCGACUCCAGAGCUGUGCUUUGCCGCGGCAAAGCAGCCAUUCCGUUGUCCGUGGACCACAAACCUGACAGAGAAGACGAGUAUGCACGAAUCGAAAGCGCAGGAGGCAAGGUGAUCCAAUGGAACGGAGCUCGAGUUCUGGGUGUUCUUGCAAUGUCGAGGUCCAUAGGCGACAGAUACUUGAAGCCAUCGAUUAUACCAGACCCUGAAGUGAGAAUCGUGGAGAGGGCGAAAGAAGAUGAGUGCCUAAUUUUAGCGAGCGAUGGGGUGUGGGAUGUGUUGACAAACGAGGAAGCGUGCGAGGUUGCGAGGAGAACAAUUCUGCUGUGGCACAGAAGAAGAAACAACGGCCAGGCUGGGCAUACUCAAGAACGAACGACGAUGUCCGACCACUCCGGAGCUGACCCUGCAGCGCAAGCUGCUGCAGAGACUCUGUCCAACCUUGCUCUACAGAGAGGGAGCAAAGACAAUAUAACCGUCGUCGUGGUGGACCUGAAAGCACAGAGGAAAUUCAAGAGGAAGACACAACAAAAACAGCAGCAGCAGCAGUAGUAGUAACAACUAAUAACCUGACCUA